Racocetra persica is the source of this 855-nucleotide messenger RNA. The record is from the annotation of a GenBank genome assembly. NCBI's taxonomy places the organism in Eukaryota, Fungi, Glomeromycota, Glomeromycetes, Diversisporales, Gigasporaceae.
GAACCAGGUCCAGAAGCUGUAACAGGUGAGACAAAUGUAAAAGAUGUCAUAUGGCAUCAAUCUUCAGAGAACAAAGAGCUUGAGAUAAAAUAUCAAGCUGGAGUUUCUGAAGAUCCCGAAAAAGAAGAAUCUGAAGUCGAGAUAAUUUUAGAUCCUCCAAGUAGAAAGACAAGCAUUACGCAAGAAAACGAUGGGCAUGUUAAUCCUCAGACAAGCAUUAGCACAGAAUCUAACGAUGCAACUAUGAAAUCUGAAGAUCGAUCUGAAAAUAGUCAAUCGCCCUCAAGCAAAGAAUCUCCAACAUCACCAUUAACAGAGGAUCAAGAAAAGGAACGCGCACAACCUACUCAAUCAUCUAAACGAUACUCGACAAGAAGAGUUGCUACUACGCCGGCGACACAGGCAACUGAACAAGAGGUAGCGGGAAGUGACGUUGGUCCUUCUCGAGUUACUAGAGAAAUUCCACCAUCAGCGGUUUAUGCACCUCCGUUCAGACCCAGAUCAAUGACUCUCUCAGAAGACAAAGAAGUCAGUGUCGAGGAAGAAAAUCUUCAACCUCAACAGCCAUUGGACACACCGAUUAGAUAUUAUACCCCAAAUAGGGUUCCAAUGAUGCCAUCAAGAAGUAAUAAUUUAAUGGAAAACAAUUCUGGAAUAGCUGUGUCUCCAACUCAAUUUGAGAGCAAUGGGAUGGUUUAUUAUUAUGACCCAAACGUGUAUCAACAACCUUAUUAUUAUUAUCCCUCAGUUGAAACUAAGGAUGGCAAUGAUAAGGCACCAUAUAUACCACAACCACCACCAAAUGCAGUAUUAGAUAAUGGCGUUUAUUAUUAUUACCCUGUUUACUAUCAGUAA